Bacillus rossius redtenbacheri is the source of this 18864-nucleotide messenger RNA. RefSeq lists its product as uncharacterized. The record is from RefSeq and is a predicted model, not a curated record. The transcript is spliced from 20 exons. Lineage: Eukaryota; Metazoa; Arthropoda; Insecta; Phasmatodea; Bacillidae. Gene Ontology annotation, molecular function: ATP hydrolysis activity; ATP-dependent chromatin remodeler activity; ATP binding. Gene Ontology annotation, cellular component: nucleus. Bases 603 to 13832 code for a protein of 4409 amino acids.
ACAAUCCCGGAAUUACCCCGACACGGAAUUGUUAUGGCGUUGCCAAGGGGGAGGGGCAAUUUUUUUCCCUUCUUUUUAUUAUUCUAGAAGAAAAAUUAAACAUGUCAACACGGUACGCCGUUCCGGGCAGCUGUUCAUUUCUGGGUUCUCCGCGUAGGUGCAUCUUGCAGCGUGCUAUUUUUCGGAACUACGAGAGGUGAUCACUGUCGAGUAGCAGUUUCAAAAAUGACAUUCGUAAAUGGGAAAUCGCGCGGUAGUUGGUCCUACGGUGCGCGGUGAACGAUUGUCGCCACGAACGUUUGGCAACAGUGUGGAAGGGCAUGGGAAACCUCUCUCGCGAGCUGCUUUCAGCGACUGUUUCCUUGUGGAUCCCGUCAUUUUUUCCUCCGAGUACGACAGUGUGCGCGACGUAUAGAAUGCGAAAUGCGUGGAUCGAAUGCAGAUAUGUGGGUGCGUGUUGUUUGUUGUGUUAAAAACACGCCUGGCGAAGUGAAUCCCCGUUGCAACGGGAUGCUGACAUUGGUGAAGUGUACGUAGCUGAUGAGGCGGUGUCGGUGGGUUGAAGUGGUUUCCCCUCGCUGGCCUGAUCUGAAGUCGCCAGCAUGGAGCCCUUCGUCACCCGCAUCGGCGACGUGACCAUAGAGAGGGUUCUCCCCAAGUCGGACCGCGCCGGAGCCAAGGACUUCAAAGAAGUGCCCGCCAGUCCCACCGCUCCGAAGCGCGGGUCACCACCCAGCGACAAUGAAGGCAUUCCAGUUAACGAAGACUUGCAGAUAUUCAUGAAGCCGCCCUCGUCUGACUCCGGGUUCGACAGGCCUCCGAAGGACGGGGACGGCGCGGCCGAGAGCGAGCUCGAAGCCGGGGUGGUCGCACCGCCCAAGCCGUCCGAUGCCAGCGAUGCCAGCGACAUGUCCACGGACGGAGAGGAAACGGACAAUGAAGAGAGCGAGAUGGAAGGGGAAGACGCGGAUGCGGAGGCGGAGGCGGACGAGAGAACCAAACACGACAGUGAUGGUGAAGUAAAGAGUCAGAUGGAGGACCCGGAACUUGAACACCAUCUCGAGAGGACAGAGAGUUUUGAUAUGUGUAGUGAUAAAGGGGACCCUAUGUUAGAAGGUGGGGAGGAGUCUGCAAAUAUUGACUUGAAUAUCGAUAUACCUGACGGUGAAUCAUGUGAUUCCAACAAGCGAAAGGCUCCUGAUGGAAGCAGUUUGAGUCCUGGUGUUGGAGGUCAGAAGAAGAAGAAAUCUGGGAACGACAGCGGCAAGGAAGGGAAGAACGGCUCGUCCUCGGACUCGGAGGACAGCCAGGACGGGGACAGCAAGACGAUGGUGGAGCGCAAGCUGUCGAACAUGCGCAGGAACAUCCGCGAGGUGAUGAGCGAGAACCAGCUGGACGAGGAGACCCUGGCCGCCCAGCGCCAGGAGAUGGAGCGUCUGCGGAGGGUGCAGGAGCAGCAGAGGAUCAUCAGAGAGGUGCAGCGACAGAUCGCCAUGAACCGGCAGAACAACAAGACGCAGAACCGCGUGAUCUCGAUACUGCAGGGGAACUCGUCGAUCCUGAAGCAGAUCCCGGGAGCGAGCGGCACUGGCUCGGGCACCCAGGUGAAGCUACCCAACACGGUGCUCGUGAAGCUGUCGUCUCCGUCUUCGUCCUCCACUACCACCACUACCAACACCGGCACGCAGGGCAACAAGAAGCAGUUGAUAGAAUUUCUGAGGGUGCAGAAGAGCCUGAGCUCCGGGCGCACCAUCUCGCAGGCGGGUGUGACGCGCUCCCUGGUGGGGAGCAAACAGCGCGCCGCGGGCCAGGUGCACAUGAUGACUCCCUCGGUGUCCAUCGCCCCGGUGACCAGCUCUGCCCGCCAGCAGCAGCAGGACCUUCCCACCGACUCGGACUCGGACGAUGAUUACGAGUCGGACAGCGAGGUGGCACGCGCUGCCAUGAGGAAGGUGGCGGGCAAGCCCAAAGGAAAGGAUGUAGUGACCAUCAGUAGCAGCAGCGAUGACGACUGCAUACUGCUGUCGGAGCCGUCGAGCGGGGACGAGGAGCCCGUGGACGACCCCACGAACUCGGGAAUGCACACGAACGACAUGUACAACAUUCCCGACGAGCAAGGGCGAGUCCUGGUGAACGUGGGACAUCCUGCUGAAGACGAGGAUAUCUUCAUAGCCCCGCAGAUUGCAAGAGUUAUUAAACCACAUCAGAUUGGUGGAGUUAGAUUUCUUUUUGACAAUGUGGUGGAAUCAGUAAGCAGGUUCAACACCUCAACUGGGUUUGGCUGUAUCUUAGCCCAUUCAAUGGGGUUGGGAAAGACUCUGCAGGUUGUGUGCUUCUGUGAUAUAUUUCUGAGGCAUACGUCUGGCCGCACAGUGUUAUGCAUCAUGCCUAUAAACACUCUCCAAAACUGGAUGGCAGAGUUCAACAUGUGGCUGCCACGGGAGCCAGAAUGUUCCGAAAGUCCGCUGGCGACCCCCGGAGACAUCAGGCAUCGCAAUUUCCCGUUGCACGUUCUCAACGACUCGCACAAAACCAUGGCCGCUCGUGCUAGGGUUAUAAGAGACUGGAGCAAAGAUGGGGGUGUGUUGCUGAUAGGGUAUGAGCUGUACCGUCAACUCAGUCUGAAACGGUCAAGCAAAACAAAAAAAGGGAAGCGCAGGAAGUCAGAUGAUUUGUUUGAUAGCGAAGGAGGUGGAGAUGAGAAAACUAAACUUCUUCUUGAUGACAUGCACACCGCUCUGGUUAAACCGGGACCUGACUUGGUGAUCUGUGACGAAGGACAUCGCAUCAAGAACAGUCACGCCUCCAUAUCGCAGGCUCUGAAGCAGAUCCGCAGCAAGCGUCGCGUUGUCCUCACGGGGUACCCCCUGCAGAACAACCUGCUCGAGUACUGGUGCAUGGUCGACUUUGUGCGCCCCAACUAUCUCGGCACCAAGACAGAGUUCUGCAACAUGUUCGAAAGGCCUAUCCAAAAUGGGCAGUGUAUCGACAGCACUCCGCAGGAUAUUCGACUGAUGCGGUACAGAGCUCACGUGUUGCAUUCCUUACUUGAGGGAUUUGUUCAAAGGCGGAGUCACUCAGUACUUCAAGUAUCACUGCCUCAGAAAGAGGAGUACGUUCUGUUGUUACGUAUGACGAAUUUUCAACGGACACUUUACGACACCUUCAUGAACGAAGUUGUUAGAACUAAAGCUGUUCCAAAUCCUUUAAAAGCAUUUGCUGUUUGUUGUAAGAUCUGGAACCAUCCAGACAUACUUUACUACUUCCUGAAGAAGCGUAACUGCGGGGAGGAUGUUGACCUUGACUUGGAGGAAGCAACGGCAGCCGCCGCCGCGGCUGCUGCCACCCCGGGCACGCCCGUGGGAACUGCGAAUGUUGGCAGUCCUGUGAAGAGUGGCAGCAUGCCGAAGAAACCUCGGGGAAGGGCACUGAAAACGCCACAGCCCAAGAAGGAGAAGAAGCCACCAGCGUUUCGUCAGACAAAUUCCAGUAAGAAACCGGCUGCAACCAUCACGCCCAACACAAUGAACUCCAUCAGUGAUAAUGCCAGCAGCUUACCUGGUUCCAAUUUGCCGUUCACGUCACCUUCAAACCAAAUGCAGACCGAUAUUGGCCAACAAAACAUGCAUGUGGAUAUGCAGCAGCAGAAUCAGAACUUCGGCAUGUUACAACAGCAGCAGCCUUACGAUGGUUCUCAAUAUCAGAAUAUGUCAGCUUCAUCUUACCAUCAGGGAACGAGUAACCCAUCUUACGUUAACCAGGACUAUGGUCAGAUAUCUAAUUCAAGUGGCUAUAGCUCAAAUAACUAUGGUAAUAUGGGACAGUACAGCUCCAAUGGAUCAUAUAACAAUUGCCUUGAUCCUAAUAACCCAAAUAAUUCAUCUGGAUAUAACAAUAGUUCAGGAAACUCUUACUAUCCAAAUAAUAGUGGUAACCAACAAACUAACUAUGGUAAUUCUAGUAAUCAGCAAGCAAACUACAGUAGUUCUGGUAAUCAGCAAGCAAACUACAAUAGUUCAGUGGGUUAUUCAAACUAUCAAGGUAACAGCUCUCAAAGUGGGUAUCAUUGUGAUGCAAGUAUCAACAAUACAGGCACAGGAUAUUGGCAGGGUAGUGACUAUUUUUCACAAAGUACUCAGAGUCAACAAAACCCAAGUAAUGUAGUUGAUCAAUAUUAUGGUGGGAGUAACACUUUCGGUGCUUCUGGCAACUCCUCUUACUAUAGUAAUGAGUCAUAUGGUGAACAGAUUAGUGGUGGUUCUUUUGGUUGUCAGAACACUGGAAUAUUUCAGAACAUUGACUCAAAUAAUUCAAUGGGCUGCAGCAAUUCUCAGAAUUUUGUAGGUGAUAGUGGUGCCCAAAAAAAUUCACCCAGUGUUACAGGCAGUAUUCACCAAAAUCAUGCCCCUGCCAAUUUGGAUAAUUCUUUAGGUGCACACAACAUGAAAAAUCAGAACAGUGUAGCAAAUAGUGGAAACAUGGUUCAGAAUUCAUCUAGCAGAUACAACUCUACAAAUCUUGCUCCCAAUCAGCCGCAAGAAACUUCUCAAAGCGAAGUUGGUAAUGUUGAAAAAAAUUCUAUGGAUAGUCACUGUGUAACUUCUAAGAAUUUGUAUUCUGGGCAACAGAACCAGACAUUCUCUAGUAAUGUACAACAAAAUUCAGGAAGUAGCCAGAUAAAUAAUCAGCGGGGUUCUCCGUCGGGUCAGAUGGCGUUGCAGCAAGAUGCCGUCAACAGUGCUGGAAUGGCUAAUUCCAACAUGAACAUGCAACAUAAUACAGAUAAUUUGCCACAGAAAAAUUUGUUAAAUGUACCAAACAACAUGCUUUCUCAGCAGGCAAAUUUGAGUAGUAAUAAUAACCCUCACACCUCUGUUAGCAAUGCCAUCAAAGUUCAGCAGAAUGCUUUGAGUAGCAUAAAUGCUCAGCACAUGAAUCCUCAGCAAAAUCCCACAAAUAGUCAGAAUUCCCAGCAAAAUAUUUUCAUGGGUAUAACUGGUCAACAGAACUCCAUGAACACUAUGAGUGGCCAGCAGAACCUUAUAAAUGACCAGCAGAACAUGACUGUUCAACAGAUCCCAAUGAACAACAUGAAUGCUCAACAGAACACCAUUAUCAACAUUAGUGCACAGCAGACCCACCUAAAUUCCAUUAGUGCCCAGCAAAAUCCUGUGAACAUUGCAAGUUCUCAGCAUAACCCCAUGAAUAACAUUAGUGCUCACCAGAAUCCUAUCACAAGCAUGAAUACCCAGCAAAAUUCAAUGAAUUCUCAGCAGAACACAGUCAGUGGUUUGAACCAUCAGCAGCAGACCAUGAACUUAAUGAAUCCUCAACAGAAUAUGAUUAAUAUUAUUGAUUCUCAACAGAAUUCAAUAAAUGUUAUGAAUGCCCAACAAAAUCAUGUAAAUGCUCAGCGAAACAUCAUAGAUGUUGUGAAUCCACAACAGAACAAUAUGAAUGGCAUGAAUGUUCAGCAGAACCACAUGAGUGGCAUGAUAUCCCAGCAGAACCAUGGUAAUGGAAUGAUUCCUGAACAAAAUCACUUGAACCCUCGGCAAAUUCCCAUGAGUCAGCAAAAUUCUAUGAACAGUGACAUGAAUAUUGAGCGUAAUCCUGUGAACAACAUGAAUACUGAGCAAAGUCAUAUGAACAACUUGAAUUCUGUUCACAACUCUAGAAAUGGUUUGCACACCCAGCAAAAUCCCAUGACCACCAUUAAUGUUCAGCAAAGUUCUGUGAGUGCUUCAAAUUCCCAGCAGAACUCUAUGAAUAGCAUGAGUUCCCAACAGACUACCACAAAUAGCAUGAAUUCUCAACAAAACUCCAUAAAUAUGAAUACCAGUCAGAGCCCAAACAGUGCUAAUUCACACCAGAGUUCAAUGAACAUGAUGAGUGGUCAGCAGAACAUGAAUCCUCAGCAUAAUCCAAUGAACAGCAUGAAUGCCCAGCAGGACUCACUGAACAGCAUUAAUUCUCAACAGGGUUCUUUCAACAACAUGAAUCCUCCUCAAAGCUUAUUGAACAGAAUUGAUGCAGCACCACAGGGCUCAAUGAAUAGUAUGAAUUCACAGCAGGGUGCUUUCAAUGGCAUGAAUUUGCAGCAAGGCUCAUUCAACAGCAUUAAUGCUCAACGUGAUUCAUUUGACAGUAUGAAUCCACUGCAAGGUUCAUUGGAAAGCAUGAAUGCACAACAUGGCUCUGUUAACAACAUGAAUCCUCAGCAAAACCCAAUGGGUAGUAUGAAUGUUCCACAAAACCCAAUGAACAUGAAUAUGCGACAGCAUAAUUCUGUGAACAUGAAUUCCCAACAAACUCCUAUAAACACGAGUUUGCCUCAUGCUCCCGUCAGUGGUUUGAAUGCGCAGCAGAACACAUUGAAUAGUUAUAAUGCACAACAGAAUUCCAUUAACAAUUUGAACUCACAGCAGAGUCUUGUGAGCAGCAUGGCUGUUCAGCACAACCCACUGAACAGUAUGAAUGUUCUUCAAAAUGCAGUGAACACAAUAAAUGCUCACCCAAACCACAUGAACAUCCAACAGAAUGCAAUGAGCUGUGUCACUCCACAACAAAGUGCUAUGAGUCAUGUGAAUGUUCAACAGAAUGCUAUUACUACUAUGGGUGCACAGCAAAAUUCUAUGCCAAUCUUGAAUGCUCAGCCAAACUCUACAAACAGUGUAAAUGCUCAGAAUUCAAUGAAUAAUUCUAACCCACAAAAUUCUGUGAAUAUUCAGCAAACCUCCUUUAAUAACUUGAGUGUACAGCAAAGUCCAAUGAAUAAUUCAUGUCCACAGAAAAAUCCUUUAAACACAGGUGCACAGCAGCAGUCCAUGAAUACAAAUGCUGUUCAUCCCAUGAAUACAAGUGCUCAGCAUAACCCAAUGAACACUAAUGUGCAACAGAAUCCCAUGAAUCCUAAUCCUCAGCAGAAUCUCAUGAAUACAAGUACUCAGCAUAAUACCUUAAACCUGCAGCAGACUUCUAUGCAUGUUCAGCAUACCAUGAAUGGCCAACAAAAUUCAUUAAACAGCAAUAGCAUGAAUUCUCAGCAGAUGUACAUGAACCAAAUGACAUCUCAGAAACUUCCUGUGAACACUGUUAAUGCUCAGCAGCAACCAAUAAACAUAAAUCCUCAGCUGAAUGUAGGUGAUUGUUCACCGACUUCCCAUCAGAAUUCAACUACCUCUCUGAGUGCUCAUCACAAUUUGUCUUCAAGUACAGGAAAUGAUCAGCACAAGAAUUUAAAUUUAUCACAAAAUUGUGGAACAAACAUGGAGAAUAUGCAACACAAUUCUCAAACUAAUUCUGGGAAUGACCAACACAGUUCUUCAACAAAUACAGUAAAUCCUCCGUUGAGUAAUUUAAGUUGCACUCAAGAAAAUAUGCAGCAAGUUCAGGAGAAUGUUAGAAAUGGUUCGGAAAAAACGUCAGUUGGGAUUGCUAAUGAUAAGGAUCCAGCAUUAUCCAACAUGCCUGAUUCAUCCUAUUUGGACAACAGUCAACAAAAUCCAAUUUCUAACCUUCAAAAUCCACAGAAUAAUAAAGUUGAUCCCCAGAAUCAAUUAGGAAAUUCAACAAGUGAUCAAAAUGUCUCGACUUCUGUCGAAAAUCAGAAUAACCUGUAUGCAGGUUCAGUGAAUUCUUUCACCAACAAUUUUAGUCCUUUCGGUAACACAAAUUUUGGAAUGCAAAACCAACCUAUGGGUCCUGAAAGUCAACAAACUACAAUGGAUAGUUGUAACCAGAAUCGUAGCUUCUCCAGAAAUAUACAGAAUGAGGAAAUUCAUUCAAGUGAGAAAGUCACUGAGUUAUCUUCUGACACUAAACCAUCUCUGUCUUGGGAUCCAAACAAGCAUCAUUAUUGUGCAACGGAAUCAACAGAUUUGAUGAAAUGUGAGCCAAAUGUUGAUCUCAAUUCUGAAUGUAAGAAUAAAAUAACUUCUGUAGUGAACAUAAGUGAAGCAGAGAAAAAACUAGACUCCACAGGUAAAGAUGAUAGUUCUGAGUUUGAGAUGCCCACUAAAGAUGAAAAUAAAACUCAAAAAAUGGAACUUGAAGGGGUCAGUCCCAUAAAAUUGGAGUCAAACUCGGCAGGGGUGAACGUUGAUGAGAGUAACAGUGCGGAUGAAGAAAAGAAGAAUCUUGACGGACUGCUUAAUGAAGCAGAUAAAGAAACUGCUGAUGCCCAGAACCAAGUAAGCUGCAUUGACACAUCAAAAAUUGAUUGUGAAACUAAAGAAGCUUCUACUGGCAUGUACUCUGACAAUGCCAAAAAAUUAUGUUUUGUUGAUGGGAAACAACUGGUAGAUAUUGGAACAAACCCUCCAAGGAACAAUGACCCAGGAAUACCGUAUGAUUGGGCUACAGAACUAUUGAAGAAUUAUGUUCCUGGCUCAAUAGCGAAUUCUGCUAAAAUGGAAGUUUUUUUCUGCAUUUUGGAGGAGUCCAUGGCAUUGGGUGACCGCCUUCUAGUUUUCAGCCAGUCACUCUUCACCCUGAAUCUAAUAGAAGAUUUCCUCCAGCGUAGCAAUGUGCCUGGCCAAGAGGAGAAGUGGGCCCGCAGUAUUAACUACUACAGACUGGAUGGCAGCACAUCGGCUCUGGAACGAGAGAAGCUGAUCAAUGAGUACAACUCAAAUCCCAACAUCCAUCUCUUCCUGGUGUCAACAAGAGCUGGUUCUCUUGGAAUCAACUUGGUGGGAGCAAACCGUGUGGUUGUUUUUGAUGCCUCUUGGAACCCAUGCCAUGAUACACAGGCUGUUUGUAGAGUUUACAGAUAUGGGCAGAAGAAGCCGUGCUUUGUGUACCGCUUGGUGAUGGACAACUGCCUGGAGAAGAAGAUCUACGAUCGGCAAAUCAACAAACAGGGCAUGGCAGACAGGGUGGUGGAUGAGUGCAACCCCGAUGCCCACCUCUCCAUCAAGGAUGUGACGAACCUGUGCUGGGACAAGGAGGAAGACUCUGAAGUGAAGGAUUUCAGCAAGGAGAAAGACAAGUACAUUGAUGUGGUCAUGCAGAAGGUCCUAGACAAGUUCAGCUCCUGUCUAUCCAAGGAACCUUUCCAACACGAAAGCUUGCUGGUGGAUCGCAAGGAGAAAAAGCUGUCGCAGGCAGAGAAGCGUCUGGCCAAGCGCAGCUACGAGCUGGAGAAACAAGCAAGCAUCAACUACAACAGGCCUCAGUACUCGUACUACCCUGCCGGCGUGGGGAACACUGGCGGGCAGAGUGGACUGCAAAUCAGAGCCAUCCGCACAGACGGUGGUGGCACGGUCAUGGCCAAACCGAUAGCGAGUGUGCGGCCGAUGCAGGCCGAGUUGAACUCGCAGAUGGAGCGUGGCCCCGGGGGUCAGACCCGUUCGACCAUCACCACCUUGAACACGGGCCGGUCCAGAUGGAUCCCGGCGGAGGUGUGGCAGCGACAAGGAAUGAGCGCGCAGGAAAUGACCUUGCCAUUGGAUGUGGUGAUACCCACCAACUCCCCCGACAGAGCCUCAAUAGUUCUGAAAGCUGGGCAGAGGGUGAUGGUGCUGAAGAGCCCGAAAGGAAUAUACAUGCAGUUGGAGAAUGGAAAGAUAAUUGCUAUCAGAACUGCUUUCAAAGUCGGGGGUGCCGGGAAAGGCUCUAAUGUCCAAGAGAAAGCAGCAACGGAAAAGGAGGGAGAGAUCAAACCGUCAGAUUUGAAGAAAGAUUUCAACAUAUCCAGCAAUGUGGCUUCACGCACAAACACUAAGGUCAGCAAUGUCUUGCCUUUCAAAAACAACUCUGCAAUUACAAUCAUUCCAAAAACUACAACCUUGACGCCUGGUCGGUCAACACCCAAUAGACCAGCAAAUAAAAUGAUAACUAUCAAUAGACAAGAAACAGGAUUAAAGCCUUGGAACACAAGUUCCAGCAACGAAGCUCAAGGGAAGAUGAACUUGCUGGCAAAGCAGAGGUUGAUGGGUGCUAAAGUAAGUCAACAACCAACGGGUGAAGCUCGGCCAUAUUUUCAUCAACAACAAGGGAUGAGAAACAAGAAAAUGGCUGUUGGUGGAAAUCAGCUUACUGGAAUGGCAAAACCAUUUUUCCAUCAAGAGUUACAAAAGACCAAAGUUGGUGCUGGUAUGGGAUCAGUUAGUGUCAGAAAUGUCAACAUUCCUCCACCAACUAGUGAUGAUACAAGUUCUGGAGCUGAAAAUGUAUCAGCCAAUGAUGAUAAGGAUGAUGCAACUAUGAGAGAUGUUGAUACAGAUAAGUUCCAAUCUAUGGAAUUUCAAGAAGCCAGAAAAUAUUCUAGGAUUUCAGAUGAUGUGGAGCAAGAUUCUGAAAUGUCGAGUGAAGAUGCAAUGCCAAUAGGCAAAGAAGAUGGGAAUUUUACAUGUGCAACUGAAGAAUUUUCACCCCAAGUUAGACAGGAUGAACAAAAUUCUAUGGCAAAUUUUCAGACCUUAAGGGAAAAACAAAAUUGGCAGAAAGGAGAGAAGCCAGGUUGGCAGCAAGGAGAAAAGCAAGGCUGGCAGCAAGGAGAAAAGCAAGGCUGGCAGCAAGGAGAAAAGCAAGGCUGGCAGCAAGGAGAAAAGCAAGGCUGGCAGCAAGGAGAAAAGCAAGGCUGGCAGCAAGGAGAAAAGCAAGGCUGGCAGCAAAGAGAGAAACCAGACUGGCAACAAGGGGAAAAGCCAGGUUGGCAGCAAGGGGAAAAACCAGGUUGGCAACAGGGUGAAAAGUCAAGUUGGCAGCAAGGGGAAAAGCCAGGUUGGCAGCAGGGGGAGAAAUCAAGCUGGCAGCAAGGAGAGAAGCCAGGUUGGCAACAGGGUGAAAAACCAGGUUGGCAACAAGGUGAGAAGCCAGGUUGGCAGCAGGAGCAGGGGGAGAAAUCAGGUUGGCAACAAAGUGAAAAGUCAGAGUGGCAACAAGGUGAGAAGUCAGGCUGGCCACAAGGAGAGAAGCAAAGUUGGCAGCAAGGAGAGAAACCAGGCUGGCAGCAAGAGGAGAAGCCAGGCUGGCAGCAAGCAGAGAAGCCAGGCUGGCAGCAAGCAGAGAAGCCAAGCUUGCAGCAAGUGGAUAAGUCAGGUUGGCAGCAAGGUGAAAAACCAGGUUGGCCACAAGGUGAGAAGCCAGGUUGGCAGCAGGGAGAGAAAUCAGGCUGGCAGCAAGGAGAGAAGCCAGGUUGGCAACAGGGGGAGAAGUCAGGUUGGCCACAAGGUGAGAAGCCAGAGUGGCAUCAGGGUGAGAAGCCAAGCUGGCAGCAAGAAAAUGAGUCUCAUAACUUUAAUGUAGAAGGAAGAAAGUACCAAUGUGAAGACAAAAACUGGGAUAAGCCAGUGCAGCGAAAUAUAGAUCCAGUGCAAAGUUACCAACAUGGUGGAAAUAAAAAUAAUUUUUCUCCAGAAAAAUUAGAGUGGCAGAAAAAAACUAAAUCACCACUGUCAAAUAAAAGUACUGGAAAAAGUUUUGGUGAGGGCAACAAAUCUGAUGCAAAUGACAAAUGGGCAUCUUCACAUAACCUGCCUCCACAUAGUGACCAGAGAAACUGGAAUCCUCAAUCCAAAGAUAACCACAAAAAGGGUGGUUACAUUACAGACUCGUCAGUGGGAGAUCAUUCUAAUGAAUGGAAAACAACACGGACCCAAGGAACCCCAGGAAGUUACGUGAGUGACGGGAGACAUUUUACUAAGGAAACUGUUGAAUGGAAGAUGGAUCCUAAUAAAAGGAACACCAAAUUUACUGGAGCUGCUGGAGAUUAUUCACAGAACAGAAAUUGGUCAGAUCAGAGAAACGAAUACCAAAAUACCCAAGAUAUGUCUGCAAAAAAUCUGGGUAAUAGUGGCGAAUUUUUAAAAAGUAAUGAAAGUAAGAAUUUUCAUUAUGAUGGCAGUAAAUUACAGAAAACAACUAGUGAAGAACAAAACUUUACUCAGGUGAAUUUUGGUGGUGCAAGUACAAAUGAAUCAAGGCACUCUGAGUUAUUAAAGUCUGUAUCUUCUGGUCAAACUGCUGGAAAAGAAUUUCCUUGUGGUGCUGUCACAGUGCAAAAAAUGGAACCAGCAAUGCAUUCUCCAAUGUUAAAAAGUCAUCACAGCAACACCGCAUCUCUGAAGAACUAUCGACAUGCCACUUUUACCCAAAGCACUCAGCGUCGAGAAGUAGAAUCAAACCUGGAUAACACAGUCACGACCUCUAGUUCUUCUGCAGAUUCCCCCUCUGGUGAUCACAGUGUUAGGCCUCCGUCACAUGGAAGCGAUCAUUACAAUAGGUCACCAAUUUCUGCUCAUGAAACCAACAAAGAUGUGGGUAUUGCCUCGAAUGCUUCUUAUGCUUACGAAUCAAGAAUGCAACCGGAUCAUAUGAUUAGAAAGGUGAAUGAGCCAAAUAUGAACUAUAAUGAGGAUAGUUUGAAAAUGAAACACACUUCCAAAGUUGACUCUGCAUAUAAUUAUACACCACUAAUGAAUGAAGAUGUACGAAGUGGAGAAAAUAAUAGAAAGUCUGUAGCUCAAAGCCAACAGUAUUCCAACAUUAACACAACCCAAACAGUUUCUUCUAGCCCUGUAAAUAAGAAGGGACGGGGUUCAAAAUCCACAAAGCAAGACAACAGAUCAACCAUGAGUUUUACAGCUGGCUAUGAUUCAGAUCAUACCACAAAUGUCACCUCUCCUCAGUCAAAACAAUUUCAAAAUAAACCUGUCAGCAGUGAAGGUUUGUCUCUGCAGCAUACACAGACAGUGAACCAAAUUGUUAAGCGUCGUUCACCACAAGAUCCCUCAAAGUCACCAGAUACGUACAGCAGCCCCGGGUAUAACCAUCCUCAUUUGGGAGCACCAGGUUACUUUGGCUACGGCCACCAAGUGAUGCCUCCGAUGCAACUACCGAGUACUCACGUGCAAGAUACAGGCAGGGUGCUUUCAGAACACUUGAGCGAGGAUAAGGGGAAACCACUGGAACUGUCAAGUGGCUCUAAGAAAGAGAGUAACAAGAGCGCUGAUGCCAGAGAAUCUAAAAAGGAGUCGAAACCAUCGCAAGCAAAUAUGAAAGAUGAUGCGAAGAGUGUGGCAAGCCCAGGGAGUGCGAGCGGGUCACGCAGUGGGAACAAUAGCGCCAGAUCCACUCCUGCCCUGCCACCGGCCUCUGCUGCAGAUACCGCAUCAUCUCACACCUCGCCCGCCCCGGCGACCCCGGCCAACUUCUCUCCGUACCCCGGGGCCGCCGUCCCCGGCUCGGUGUCCCAGACUCCGUUCGACUCCGUGCUGAGUGCUUACCCGUCGACCUCUCCGUACAACCUGUCCGCUUCGAGUGCAGGAGCCGCUCCCAGCCCAUUUUCGGCCCCUGCCGGAAGCUACGGAGUACCGUUGCGACCACCUCCCACUGCAAACUCCGUCACCCCGUACGGCACUCCCGCCGCUUACGGAUACGGCGCUGCAUCCACGAGUCAGUACGAUUCCGACUACGCGAGGGCCUCCAUGUACAGUGCUUUCCAUCGGCCGGAACCUCACCACUUCCCGGCCCCUCCCACGGACCUCGGCUCGCCGUUUCUACCGUCCGCCAACCCGUCACCGUUCGGUCUCUCCCCUCACCACGCUACCCCGGCAUUCCCCACCAACCCGGGUGCGACGCCCACCUCCAACUACUAUCCCCAGAACAUGUACGCCGCCAACCCUUACGCGGCCAGACCGGCGUACACGGCCGGCGACCCUGCUUACGGCGUACCUUACGGGACGGCGGCGGCCGGCUUCAGCCCGUUUCUGAACCACCUGCCGGGAUCCAUGCAUCAGCAUCCGUACGCUGCUCUGUCUCACCCCGGCUCCGCGGCUCCGGCCCCUCCGGCCGCACCCCAGCCCACAGAGCGGCCCGCACAGUAGGCGCAAGUGUAGUCAGUGUUUUUAAAUAUGGUAGUAGUGUCACUUGUGUUUCUGCUCUUGGUAAACAUUAUAUCUGCGUUUGCAUUGUCCGGAGGAAGUUUUGAAGUUGCUGCAAGAUUUUAUUACUGAAUUUGUUUGUUUUUUUUGUAUGAUCUAUAUUGUCCAAUUACGUGUUUUUUUUAUUUUUAUGUACAUAACAUUUUUGCAUUUAUUUUAUUUGUGAAUGCUAAUAUGAACUAUGAACUGAAAAAAAAAAAUUAGUAUUAGCACAUUUGUAACUUAUUCAACCGCAAUAAAUUGGGUAUGUUAAUUCAAUACAAAAAUUCUUCUCCCUGCCAGUUGUGAAGAAAAUUCAAUGGAAUUCAGUAAAGUGUUUUGUGUCUUGUCAAUAGUUAUAUUGGAAAGCAAACUAAUAAUAUAUUGUCAGAAAGUGUUAUUUGAUGGAAUUUGUCUUUCAUGUCUUACCAAGAAACAUCAGAUUUAUUGUAUUAGUAACUGUUGUGCAAUCUUGUCCGUAGCAUUUGUAGAACAACUCCGAGCACUAAGUUAUGUUAACAUUAAGUGAUUCUACGUAGUUUCUUGUAGCUGUUAGAUGGUUAUUGAGAACUUUGGCAUGUACAGUAUGUGUAAAUAUUUUGUUGUUUAAGAUAAAUGUAAAAAGUUAAUAUAUUGUAUUUGCAUAAAUCUGUUUUUACAGUUAAAAUUAUUUCAAAAUUGCUCACUAAUUCAUGUCCCUGUUGUUUAGAGCAGUUUAAAUUUAUAGAUUAUGUUUUAUCACAUUGAAUAACAAGUCCUUACUACUCCCAAAGAAACAGGAAGUUUCUCCCCUAUGUGUUCUUUAUACACUUUCCUGCCUGUAUCAAAGUUGUCACUGCGAGCAGUUUUUCUUUAACAUUAAUGUGUAUUCGUGGAAGAAAAUAAGUACGUCUAACUUUUGAGAAAGCAUUAAGUGUAUCCAUCUUAUAUCAAAACUGAAUUGCUGUUUUGGCUAUGUCCAGUUGAUAUAUUGAAGUACAUGUUUUGAACACUAAGUACUUCUAGGUGUUCUUGCAAUGCAGCAUUAAAUUACAAAAAGAAAUAGGAAAAACUUAAGAUAGUUUCCGAAAUGCUUAAUUGUGUACACAUGUACUUUUGAGCAAGGGAAUAUGCAGAAUCUUGGAUCUUCAACAUCAGUUUUGUAUCCUAACUUAUAUAUUAUGCUGUUUAUAUAUUUUUAAAGUUUUUUAAAAGAAAUUAUAUUUUAAAACCUAUUUAAUGCUUUUUUAAUGCAAGUAUUAUGUUUUUGAAUCAGAAUUAUUUAUUCCACUGAAAACUAUAUGAAGUUCACCUGGUUUAUUGAUACUUUUAAGCAUACUUAAUUUCUAAUUUUUUAAAUUUAAAAUUCUAAUUAUAUAAAAUGAUAUGUAUCAUAUCAUCUCAUUAACACUAUCAUGUUGUAUUGUAUAGUUACGUGUUAUUUCUGUUUAAUUAGCAGUUCGUAUUGGGCACUUGUUAAACAGUUGAGUUUUGAUAGCCUAAUCUCUGUUCAUCUGAACUUUUAGAUCAUUACUAUGCAACCAUUAAUGAUAAAAUUUUGUGAGAGUAGCAACUUUUUUGUAUUUAAAAUGCCUGUAUAAAAAUAUAAUUUAAAAUAUACAAAAAUUUUUAAAUAGAUUGGUUCAGAUGUUGCCACCCCUUUUUAUUUAUAAGGCGUCGUUCUUAACUUUGAUGCCCUGCGGCAUCCAUGUCCACAGGAAAUGGAUAUGCCAUUUCAACGCAGUUGAGAUGUCUUGCCAACCACUUAGUUGGCUCAGAUUAAAGCUCCACACCUGAGCACUAUCUGACUCACCUAAACUUCUCCCAUCAUUCCGAAACCCGUGAUCUGGUGAGGGUCUGUCCAACCUCUCAUAGCUUUUGCGGGCUAGUGCCGGAGGAAAAUAAACACUAUAAUUUUACACUAUUUUAUCUGUUGGAGACAUAAUUUUAAAAGUUCUUAGUAAGUCCAUUCUGUAAAUAUAAUAUUUAUGCAUACCAUGUUGAUCCAAAUCCAAAACACUAUCAAUUAUAAGGUAAUAUAAGAUGCUCUACAAUUUAAGUAACAUAGGAUGUUUGGAAAUGGCUGGGUAUAAAUUUAAUGCAGGGUAGGAAAUGUCAAGACAAAUAAUUUUUGUUCAGGAAAAUAUGUUCUGAAAUGAAACCCUGCAGAGUACAGGCACCAACGUAAGGGUGCGAAACUAGGCGGCACACCAGUGGCUGAUAGGAAGAGCAAUCCCAACAUUGCAACUUUCAAAUGCUUUGCGGUUGUUUAGAGUUAGCCAUUCGCACUAGCAACCAACUGUCUGGUGUACAGCACUCUUCAUGAUGUGAAACUCGUAAUUUCAGGCAAUCACUGGUUAAGAUGUGAGAGGAUCUUCCUAAUCAGUGCAUGCCAUCUUCUGCUAAUGUAAAAUUUUUGAUGCCAGUGUUCAUAAAUUCUGUAAUCACAGCACCAUACUCGCAAAACCGUCAAAGCUGCCUUUAUCGUCCACCAGACUCCUAGUUGCUAAUGCAUAUUGCUAACUCUUUAACAUCUGCGAUCUGUUUGUUGCCUGCUUCCCGCUGAGUGUUUGAAUAUUACAGCACUAUGGUGCUGUGUUAAAUUGCACCAAGAUUUAUAUUGGCAUGUUUUUAUUCACGCCUUUAACUUAGCUUGGUUGCAUAUCCGGAUGUAUGUUCCUUUACAAAAUUUGCUUGUUUUGGUAUUCUCUACCACUCAUUAAAUUUAUGCCCAGCAAUUUCUGAACAUGCUGUAUAUUUAUUUUAAAGGCAAAUUUCAAUUAUUUUGAUAAUCCCACGUGCUGCCCGGAAGGUUUUGAGCACAGGCUGUGUUAAGUCUACCUUGCAGUUAAUUAGCUGCUUCCACCUUCAAUAAGAAAGUUGUUCUGUUCUAUGUGAAUGGCUUUUUGUCAGAAAUACGCAGUAGCCUCACACGGUGUUCCUGUGGCCGGCGUCCUGAAUUACCGUCUUGAAGAAUAACAUGCUUCAUUGAUUGAUACUUAUUACAUAUCUUGAUGUGUUGGCUUGUAAAUAUAGCAAGUCAGCAGUGUUGUAAGCUGCAUUUUAUUUUAAAAUCUCAAACCUCAAAAAACAGGUUUGUCUUAUUAUGGAAUGAAGUUAGUGAAUGCAAGACACCAUCGGUUGUAGGAUGCUCAAAAUAAUGCUAAAAGGUGCAUUGUAAUGUUGAGUAAAUUCAAACAUAUUUAAUAAUUUUAGAGUAAUGAUCAUUUUUAGCCCUUUUCAUGUUUUUCCUCUUCAUCUAAAUGUAAUUUGAACAAAAAAAAAUUGUAUGAUUUUUUUUUUUUUUUUGUGGUUUAAAAAAAAACCAAUGCUUCUCUGCAAUAAUAAUAGUUGUGUGCUUGUUUCUAAAAAUAUUUGAAAGUCAUACAUUUACCAUUGCAAGAACUGGUGUUUUUUUUUACCUAGGCAUGCCUUUGUUAAGCAUUAAGUUUAAAACAGAAUUUACUUGUAUUAAAAAAUCAAACACAAGCAUACAUAGUUGAAUGUUAAAAUGACUUACGUUAGUGACAAUAGAAGUUGUCAGUUUAGUGAAAUUUUGAUACAAAAUAUUUUACAGUAAAUUUGUAUAAUGUUACUUAACUCACGCUACAUUUAUCAUAGUUCCUUUAGUAAAUGUUUCAUUAUAUCCAUACCUACUCAAACGAAAUGCUUUCUCAAAAGUAGUAUUCAUCUAGAUGUAGACAGUGCAUUACCAGUACCUUGUGGUUCUCACAGAUUGUCCCUUAUAGUGCUCAUUGAGUGUAUCUUGCGCUGGGCAUAAACAAUUUGCUGUCUGUCGCAGAAAGCCGGGGAUUUCUCUUUUUCGAGCUACUCUUAUUUUGAAUUUGUAUAUUUGUGGUCAUUUAUUUUUUAGCCUUGCUUGGUUUUAUUUAUUUUGUAACUAAGAUGAUAAAUAUAAUUUGUCAUCCUGGAAUCUCGGUAGUACUAGUGAGCAGCAAGGCUGUAGUAAUUUAAGGGAAAAUUUCGCGGCAUUUAAUUUCUGAAUUACACUGAGCCGUAUUAGCAUUCAUUUACCAGUUUCAGUACGUCUAUUGGCCAGAAUUAUAAUUGUAUAAACAUUACCUAGGACUUAAUUUAAUUUUGCAUAUAUAGAUGCUAUGUAAAAGUAUAACUUAAGAGAGACAACAGAAGUCGUGAGUGUGUCUUACUUCAAGUGAUUGUUGGUUUAUUUAUAUUAUUCUGCAGCCCUACACUUGAGAUCACAACCUUACACAUUCCAUACCUUCUUAUUUGCAAGGCUCUCUGGAAUGCUGGUUAUUGAUGCUGUGUUUAGAAAGUACCUAGCAGUGUGAUGUAAAAGGUUGCAAGGAAUACACAGACAGUUUUUGAGUUAAUACUGGUGUCAUGCAUUUGAACUUUGGUCUGAGUGUGUUAGUAAAGUUUUGGCAAUACAGGUAUACUUGCUGAUAAUUUUUUGUAUCACUAUUCAUGUACAGCAUUAAUGAUUCACAAAGAAAUAUUUAUAGGAGCUGCAGUUGUUUUUCUGUGUUUUGGCAUUGUGUAUGUGUACUAUCUAUAUUAUUUUUGUGCAAAAUUGACUUCUCCUUUUUUAUAUAUAUACAUAUAUUUUUCUAGCAGUUUGGAACUCAAACAUUAAUUUCUUUACACUUUUUUUUUAAUUUGAGUAUGUAAUUUUUUUUAUGACUGUUGGCACUUACAAAGAAAUGUGUUCGUCAAUCUUCAAAACAAAUUUUGAUUUGUUACAAAUAAUUUUGUUGAUGUGUUGUUGGCUGGCUUUGGAUGGUGAAAUUUUACAUUUGAGUGGUGGUAGCAAGGCAGAAGACUAUUGAUUCGUGAUAAUCCGUGUUAACAUCUAGAUAUUUGUGUAAAUACUGCAUUUUACUAUCAGUCUUGAAAGGUACAGUUUCAUAAACUUUUGCAAGUUGUAAUUUACUUGUAGUUUUAAAUUGUAUCUAAUAUCUUUGUUGCUGUGUGUAUGUUAGGAACAUGCCAAAUUAAGUUAUUGAUUGGUAAAAUAAAUACAUAAAAUACGAAA